AUGAUCUUUAUUCUUGCCUUAUUGGUGACAUAUGCGAUUAUUCUUCUAAUUGGUAUCACCAAUGGUGCCCCAACUAUUAAAACCGAAUUGAGAUGGGAGAUGAAUAUUCCACCCCCAUCCGUGUGUUUUCAGUUUCCAUACAACUUCACUAUCGACUGUGAAUCACAUAAUAUGGAUGUUGCACAAAAUUGCAGUCAGCAGCAUGUUGAACAGCCCACGUUUAUCGUAAGCUCAAAUCGAUAUUCAGGCUGCUUUAUUCCCAAUGGUGUACAAGUAACAAAGGAUGUAAUAUAUUCCUUGGCGUAUACUGUGAAUGAUACAAAUUUCAACAACAGUUCGCCUGUGCCCGAGUUGGUUGCAACUAUAUAUGACACUGAACUCAUUAGCACGGAGUACAAUGAAACCGCCAAAGAAGUCGACAGAUACUAUCCAUCGUUAAUCAACUCUUUUAAUGCAAUGUCGAUCUAUCUUCUAUUUUAUCAGCAAGCAAAUAUAGUGGAAUAUUCUCGCAGCGAGAGACACGUAAUCAGGAGAAAUGCUUUUACAGCCUUUGGCAUGCUGUCUAACAAUAUACGCGUGCCUUACAUUACUACUAAAAUACAGGGCGGACCAUUGAAUAUUUCUGAUUUAGAUGCUAAUAUUUAUGGAGCAUUGUUUUUAAAAGUCAAUAACAACGUUGUCAGGGUUGAGAUUGAGCAGAGGCGAGUAAUCAGCUCAAUCGGUUUACUUGGCGGUGCAUGGGGCCUCGCUGUAGGACUAUAUGCCAUUUUGUUUGGCAGCGAUUCGCUACGUCCAUGGGGUUGUAUUCACUUCUACUGCUGUUGCUUUAUUCGACAGACACGUUUGCAGCUCCGCGAAUCACUUCCAGUUAUUCCAUUACGCUCCUCCAAGUCAUCAACGGUUCUACCGGCAGGCUCGUAUCGAUCGAAAGACUCGAAAUCAGUGGAACAAUUGCAAGAGCGGUUGGAUAGAUUGGAAUUGUUUAUGAGGGAAUAUAUGGUCGAGUCAGCUUACUUGGAAGGAUUGAACGAGAAUCGGUUUCCGAAUAGACUUAGCAGCUGGUUGGGAGGAUGUACUGGGAAUUCUGGAACAGUGGCUGCUGAUACUACCGGUGUUUAUGCAUCUAUCUCUUCUGUUUCUCAUUCUAAAACAGAUGUGGAGGAUGCUACAAGAACAACUGCAUUAGAGAGAGAACGAUCCAUUAUCCCCAGCGACCAUACACGUGUUUCUACGUCACCCCAACCGUCUCCCUCUCGCCUCUCAAAUCCAGAUUUUUUCUUCGUUGAUGCGGAAUCAUCUUAA
Paraglomus brasilianum is the source of this 1302-nucleotide messenger RNA. NCBI's taxonomy places the organism in Eukaryota, Fungi, Glomeromycota, Glomeromycetes, Paraglomerales, Paraglomeraceae. The record is from the annotation of a GenBank genome assembly.